This is a messenger RNA of Oryzias melastigma (Indian medaka), 2495 nucleotides long. It is a transcript of the gene wee2, whose product is annotated as WEE2 oocyte meiosis inhibiting kinase. The transcript has 12 exons. Gene Ontology annotation, biological process: mitotic cell cycle; protein phosphorylation; regulation of meiosis I. The coding region runs from base 161 to 1801 and encodes 546 amino acids. Lineage: Eukaryota; Metazoa; Chordata; Actinopteri; Beloniformes; Adrianichthyidae. Gene Ontology annotation, molecular function: ATP binding; magnesium ion binding; non-membrane spanning protein tyrosine kinase activity. The record is from RefSeq and is a predicted model, not a curated record. Gene Ontology annotation, cellular component: nucleus.
AUCCAAUCAGCAGCCAGGUUGGAAAACACCAGUCAUCCAAUCAGAGCGUUCGACGUUUCGACGCGCUGGCAUAAUUUAUUUAAGCAGGAAGUCAUUUGCAUGCAUGGCGCGAAGUUCGAGCGUGCUGGUGGUGAUGAAGAAGAAGGUGGUCUGUUGAAUCAUGAAGGAACCCGUCCCCAGAACCCCAACGCUGACCAUGGCGACGCUGUUUGACGGGAUCAACCAGCAGCUGGACUUCUCCAGCUGUGGAGAAGACGGGAACAACAGUGACAACCCCUCAGACGACCUCGCCGCUCAGAUCUGCAGAACCCCCCGCGUGCAGCGCCACCGCAGCAGAAGCGACCCCUUCACCUCGCCGGUGCAGUGCGCCAGCCCCAUCCCGUACGCUUCCUGGAAGAAGCUGAGGCUCUGCGACUCUCCCAGCACACCAAAGAGUUUGCUGUCAAAGUCGACCCUACCUUUCUCCGGCAUGAAGAUAAGUCGCCAUCAGAGGAGUCUGCGGUUUUCCUGCACCGGUCUGAACGUCAUGCAGGUCCCUUCUGUUAACGUGAAUCCUUUCACCCCUGAGACGGUGCGCAGGAAGAGUGAGCAACACAUGAGCAACGGCGUUAGGAGUGAUGAAGAUGAUGACGGGUUCAGGUUGAAAACCAGCCUCACUUCAUCUGAAGAGGAAGAUGAGGCUUUUCUCCCAUCAAAGAGACGAGCCGUCCAGGCCUUCCCGCUGUCGCGCUAUGAGAGCGAGUUCCUGGAGCUGGAGUGCAUCGGCGCCGGCGAGUUUGGGGCCGUCUAUAAGUGCGUGAAGAGGCUGGACGGCUGCUUGUACGCCAUAAAACGCUCCCGACGACCCCUGGCUGGCUCUGCCAACGAGCAGCUGGCCUUGAAGGAAGUGUACGCACACGCCGUUCUCGGACACCACCCACACGUCGUCCGCUAUUACUCGGCAUGGGCAGAGGACGACCACAUGGUCAUUCAGAACGAGUACUGUGACGGUGGAAGUCUGAGCGACGCCAUCGGCAGGAAGGAGGCGCAGGGAGAGCCGUUCACGGAGGCCGAACUGCGAGAUCUGCUGCUGCAAGUCUCUCUGGGUCUGAAGUACAUCCACAGCUUAGGCCUCGUCCACCUGGACAUCAAGCCCAGCAAUAUAUUCGUUUGCCUGCGACGCGGCACGAAUGAGGCCAGUGAGGAGGAGGAGGAGGACGAAGGCUCUUCAGCUGGAGCCAUUUAUAAAAUCGGUGAUCUGGGUCAUGUGACGUCAACCAACGCGCCUCAAGUUGAAGAAGGAGACAGCCGCUUUUUAGCCAGCGAAGUCCUGCAGGAGGAUUACAGACACCUCCCGAAGGCGGACAUCUUUGCUCUGGGUCUUACCGUCCUGCUGGCCGCUGGAGCCCCGCCCCUGCCCCAAAACGGGGAUCAGUGGCACAGACUGAGGGAGGGGCAGCUGCCCGCCGUUCCACAGGAGCUGUCGCCGUCCUUCAGAUCUUUACUGCAGUUGCUGCUGGAUCCAGAUCCGGUCAGGAGGCCGUCGGCCAAGGAGCUCUGCAAGCACGCGGUGCUGAGGGAGAACCGGACCGAGAGGCUGGCGGCCAAACUCCGCAAAGAGCUGAAUGUGGAGAAGUUCAGGAUAUCUGUUCUUGAGAAGGAGCUCCAGGAGGCUCGCCGGGCGGCUCGGUCCCCAAAGGAAAACUUCUCUCCCGGGAUGAAAGCUGCCAUGUUGGGGUCUCUGCCGCGAGCCCGAAAGAGGCUGGUAGGCAGGAACACGGCCCGAUCCUUGAGCUACGGGUGUUCAGGUUACGCAGUCUGAUCUCCAGGCUCGCUCUGGAACCGUUAUCAGUUGUGCUUAAAACUGUAACUGGAGAAUCUUGCGGCGGCGAUGAAAACGUCAACUGUCAUGAGAGAGAACCGGUUCAUCGAAGGGUCUGUGGAUCCAAAUGUUUCCACGAGUGUCUCCUUUGACUGCUGUGGUGCAGUGUGUCAGACAUUUUUAUUUUUUUUUAUGUAAAUAAACGUUUUUUAAUAUUUUUAACCCCUUUUUUACUAAUGUUUGUGGUUGAUCUUCAUUUUAUCUUUAAUUGGUGUUCUUGGACAUUCAGUUUGUGGGGUAUUUGUUUACCAGGGAGGAAGGUACUUUCCAGCUGGAGGGUUUCCUUAUCACCUCACUGCAUGUGUUUGAUAGGAGUAGUCACUUUUUGAGUUCGUUUUUUAUUUUUGUAUUUCUACUUGACAGUUUGUGACAAAACUCACCAACAAUUCUGAUUGUUAUUUGGGUUUUCAAUUUAAAUGUUUUAUAAAAGAACUCAAUCUGCAAGUGUCAGUUUAUCACAAUAAAAUCCUGUUGAUUUUAUUUUCUUCUCCUAAGUGUGUUUGGUGCUCUAUGUUAAGUUCCUUACAUGUUGCAAAUAUCAAAUUCCAGAAGUGCAUGUCUUUGUGUCUUUGAAUGCAGCCAUGUUGGAGCCAGAGCUAAGAAACAGAUGUUUUUGAAUUCCAUACAUUCAUUU